CCAAGCCAAUUCAAACCAGUCCAACUUUUGGUCUACAUGUGCAAAAUUUUGCCGGAUUCUCCGAUUCUUUUUGCAAUUUACACAAUAAUUUUGCUAAUUAAUUACAGUAAUUACUAGUGGAAAUUUGACAUUGAAUACAGAUAAAGUAGUUUCUUAAUUCUGUACUGGCAAGCUUGGGGAAUUAUACAAUUUUUAAGUGUCAUAAUCUAAUAAAAUUUCCCAAUCAGCUCUUCACAUUUAUAAAACCCAUCCUAUCAAAUAUUGUAGUUAAUACGUAAACAUACGCAGUCGGUCGGUUUCAGCAUGGCGACUUUGGUUCGCGACCUCUUGACCAAGGGCCUGCUGGCUAGUCACCGAUGCCCAUGGUUGAGGACUACCAACCUUCAACUUCGUCCCUUCUCAAUCCUCACGACACACAAAAUGAGCGAAGACCGAAUCGAAAUGUUUGUCGAACCACAAAUUCAAGCCAUUCUCAAGCAAGUUACAGGAAAAAAUUACCAGCGUGUUUUCCGGAAGAGGAAAAUUGGUCAAAAGAUAAGAGAACCAAAGUACACUUUUAUGACACGAGAACAACUGGAACAAAGUUUGGAGGAUGCGGAUCAACGUGCCGACAAGUUGUUGCAAAUGCCUCCAGUUUUGAGAGCAAGAAAACCAAUUGAAAAGGAACUUUCAUUCGACCCUCAGAUUCAAGGAGUGGAAAAGUCUACCAUCAUCUUUACCGAUAUCACAAUGAAUAUUUCUGAUCGGGAUCGUCUCAUUGUUGCAAGGGAUCCGGAUGGAACUCUACGCCAUGCAAGUUGGGAAGAGAGAGAUAAAGUGAAUUCAAUCUACUAUCCGAGGGAAGGGAAAGAAUUUUACACACCAAAGAUGUUCACAGACCCAGAUCUAUUAAGGAGUGUUUUAGAUCGAGCUUCAGAACAGGACAACACCUACGAAUUUGUUUUGGACAGAGCAUGCCUUCAAUUUGAACCCGAUGACGCCUCCUUUAUUUCCAUCUGUGAGAAGACCUAUCAAACCAUUGACAGGCAGCAACAUUACGAUUUUCUCAAGUCUACAAGACAUUUUGGACCCAUGGUCUUUUAUCUGACUAGAACGAGACAAAUGGACAACCUUUUGUUGUACAGCAUAAAACAUGAAAGAGUUUCGAGCGAUGCAACAUUAUUAAUUUCCUUAUUCCAUCUACUCUUCCCGGACAGCAAGUCUAAUACAGUGGCUCAAAAGUUAACCAACGAUGUCGACAAGGUCAGAGCAUACAUCGAGUUGGACGCUGUUAAACGAAGCGAAUUAGAACUUCAACUUAAUGCCUAUGAAGAAAUUAUCAAGAGGCGGAACGAGUUGACGGAAGAACUAGAAAAAUCGCAUGGGAUCGAGCAGAAAAAUUAACUAGAUGCAGGGGUACAGGAAGUUAGCGAAUGGCGAACGUACCAUAACGUAUGUGGGUGAAAUUGAAGAAAAAUAUUGCCUAAAUUGUAAAAUAUGAACGAAGUCCAAAGUUUGGUUUGUAAUACCAAGAUGGGAGUCGCGACAGCAUAUUUGCGGUUCAAUUUUCUGGAAUGCUUAUUUGAUGUAUUUGAUGCCCAAUUUGCUGUCCAAUUUCAAAUUUCUGGUUGGAUGAGUUAUUUUAUAUUCUGAAUGAUAUUGAUAAUAACUUUGUAAGGGCGUAAUGGUGAUGUCGGACACUUAUCCGUUUUCGCAACCUACUAACAGCGGGGGUUUUCUAUACUCUCAAGCCAACUUUUAUUACUAUUCUGUGGUUUGAAUAAAAUAAUUUGUUAACUCCUAAUUUCCUCGAAAUUUCUACUCCUCCUACAGAGCUUCAAUUGUUCUCUGGGUGCAUUUUCAGUUUCGAAGAAGAUUAAUGUUUGUUCCUGAUUGUUACAAAGUUUCAGGACUACCUACUAUACUACUUCACAAAAGUUAGUCAACAUUUUCCAAAUUUAUUCAAGCUCAAAUUACGAAAGCAAUAAAGAAUUAAGAAAGUUUUUACACGA
Folsomia candida is the source of this 1991-nucleotide messenger RNA. It is a transcript of the gene mRpS22, whose product is annotated as 28S ribosomal protein S22, mitochondrial. Gene Ontology annotation, molecular function: structural constituent of ribosome. Bases 304 to 1383 code for a protein of 359 amino acids. The record is from RefSeq and is a predicted model, not a curated record. The transcript is spliced from 5 exons. NCBI's taxonomy places the organism in Eukaryota, Metazoa, Arthropoda, Collembola, Entomobryomorpha, Isotomidae. Gene Ontology annotation, cellular component: mitochondrial small ribosomal subunit.